This is a messenger RNA of Phytophthora nicotianae INRA-310, 1020 nucleotides long. RefSeq lists its product as hypothetical. The coding region runs from base 1 to 1020 and encodes 339 amino acids. Lineage: Eukaryota; Oomycota; Peronosporomycetes; Peronosporales; Peronosporaceae. The transcript has 2 exons. The record is from RefSeq and is a predicted model, not a curated record.
AUGGCGCAACAACCUCUAGCAGCUCCAGCGGCUGCUUUGGCGCCGUGGCGCGAGCGCCUCGUGGCCUCCAAGGUCUUCAUGCGCUACGACUAUGCAUGGAAAGAGACCGAGUUCCAGCAGGCAGAGCAUCGCAUCACAGGUAUCGGUUGCCGGCUAUUGUACCUACACGCUUCGUGGGUGGAGACGUACAACCACACCACAGGUUCUAUCUCCUCCUCUGGACCUCGUACGAAGGUCUUCAUUGAGGCCAAUGGUUUCCCAGAGUUCCAGGAACGAGUAUCCAAAUCCUGUGAACUCAUGAGUUACGACAUUGUGUCCGAUCCAUUGGACGCAGACUUGGUGUUUGUAUACGUGGCUCCUCCGGGCGAGCGACGCAAUGCGGACAACCAGUACAAGACUUUUCAGACGGUGGUGGAGCAUUCGAAAGCUCUACCAGACAAUGAGAAGCCCAUGUUCUGCUUUUUACUGGGCGACGCGGAUUUCUUACCGCUCCCUAAAACGGAGGAGGACGAGAAUAUGCGCAGUCUUAGCGACUUUGCCAUCUCCCAGGAGUUCGCACCUAUUGCGAGGGAGGCGGACUAUGGAUCGGUGGCUCAAUUUGCUGUGGAGUUUGUCCCUGCUAGCCAGGAGAGCUUGAGUAACGAGUUUAAGGAGGACAAGACCAGAAAACUGGAUUCGUUGAUGAGCAGGUUUGGAUGUGUGGGCCAGAAUCUCAUGCAUCAUACCGAGAAGUGGGAGUUUUAUGCCCCCUGCGAAAGCGUCUUUUGCCAUGGAGAAGAAGACCCGAAAGGAGUGACCCACCCUAGUGAAGAGGACACAAUGUUCUGGUUCAACGAGACCAAGGGAAAGACAUGCGACCAGUGUCAUGCUCCAAGCGAGAAAUUGUCCAAGUGCGCGAGGUGCCGAGACGCUGUUUACUGCUCGCGAGAUUGCCAAAAAGCAGCCUGGAAGCUGCAUAAACGACUGUGUGGCAAGACUACCGAGGAAAUUACCGCCUCCAACGAAAAGGCAAACAAGUAA